Messenger RNA from Nerophis lumbriciformis (worm pipefish), 906 nucleotides. Lineage: Eukaryota; Metazoa; Chordata; Actinopteri; Syngnathiformes; Syngnathidae. The record is from RefSeq and is a predicted model, not a curated record.
AUGGCGAGGGAGAAUUUGGCGAAGUCUCAAAGUUUACAGUUUCGAGAAACCUCUGUCGAAAUGCUGACGGACUUUCUAACGGAUCUCAACGAGAGAAAUAGAGAUAACCUCCAGAAUUUGCCCAUCUGUAGUGGAGCCUUCAAGGACAGAAGACUGUUUGAAUACACACUGCUGAUGUGUCGGGAGCUCCAACUGGACACAUCCGUUGCAUACCAAGCCAUUGAAUUUCUUCAAAGGUUCAUGGUCAAGAACAUUACACAUUUGCUGACAGAUGCUAGAGUGACCGAUCCGGGGGCCCUUGAGGAUGCCACAUUCAAACAGCUCAAGGGAAAUUUCGCCUUGACCGUCUUUUCCUGCAUUCAACUGGCCAGCAAGUUGUCACUGCAGAGCCAAAACGUUGACAUCCACAUGGCCAUGCGCUUCCUGCACUCAGUCGGCCUCAACUUCUCCAAGCAGGCCAUUCUGGAAUCGGAGUUGAUGGUCCUGAAGGGCCUGGACUUCCGACUGGAUCUUCCUAACCCUCUCACCUACGUGGAAACCCUUCUGGAGGUGCUCGCGAACAACGAGCCGAGCGCCCCCGUGGAGCACUUGUACCGCUUGUGCCGCCAUGUUCUCCAGUUAGUCAGCUUGCAGCGAGACUCUUUCUAUGACGCUUUGCUCACCAUAACCACGCAGAACCUCAAUCCCACCGCGGAAAUGAGAGAGAAGUUUAUAACAGUGACCGAAGAUUGCAUGAUGCUGGGCGUGGGUGUCAUCGCUGCGGCUGCCUUCAUCCUCCACGUCCAGUACUGGGAGCAGGUGGUGACAGAACUGAGCCACAUGACCGGAAUCUCCACCGCUGUUAUCAGCGACUUCAGCCGCGUCGCGCUUACGUUGAUUGUCGGAACCCCCUCAUACGGCCAGUGA